Molecule: messenger RNA, 3690 nt
Organism: Parus major (Great Tit)
Lineage: Eukaryota; Metazoa; Chordata; Aves; Passeriformes; Paridae
Gene: XIRP2
Product: xin actin binding repeat containing 2
Exons: 7
Coding region: 1-2226 (741 amino acids)
Biological process (GO): actin filament bundle assembly
Cellular component (GO): plasma membrane; actin cytoskeleton
Molecular function (GO): actin filament binding
Source: RefSeq, a predicted model, not a curated record
AUGCCAAUGGAAACAGAAAGUGAGAGGAAUUCACUUUCAUCACCAUUGAAGAGUCAGCCUGGGAACCAUUCUGCCAUCUCUCAGGAGGAGUCUAGCGUGAAAAGAGGGAGAGCAAUCUUUGAAAAGAUGUCAUCAGAAAAUGGCCAUAGCAACAGCUCUGAAGUGGAGUCUCGCAAACUUGUAAGAGGACUAUCUAAGGAGAGCACUCCCAGGGCUGAUAACACACCGCUGGAUUUCCAGGAGACUGUCUCCUUUAAAGAAAGAAUGGCUAUGUACAAGGCUGCUGUGUCCUUUGCCCAUGGUUCUCCUCAUGAGCAAGUUACCCAUGAAAAGAAAAUGGCAUCUACAUUCACUCAGCAUGACACAGUAAUCAAUUCAGCUCAGAAUGAAGAGCUCCCAAAGACUGUAACACAGAUUUUAAAAGAACAGAUUGAGAAGGCAGCUCAGGAAAAGGCUGCUCACUCCGACAGAGAGAUCACAACAUCUGCUAAAGAAGUAAAGAAACUGCAGAUUCAGGAAAAUGAAACAUGCAAACUCUGUCAACAGAGAGUUUACCCCAUGGAAUGUCUAGUUGCCGAUAAGCAAAAUUUUCAUAAAUCAUGUUUCCGAUGUCACCACUGCAGCAGUCAAUUAAGCUUGGGAAAUUAUGCAUCUCUCCAUGGAAAAAUAUAUUGUAAACCCCAUUUUAAGCAACUUUUCAAAUCAAAAGGAAAUUAUGAUGAAGGUUUUGGACACAAGCAGCAUAAGGAAUUAUGGAAUUCUAAAGAUCAACUUAGUUCAAUUAAAAAUAAUCAGGCUGAAGAAACAAAUCCAAUUAAUAGUGCACCUGUUGAUCCUAAACCAAUUACAGAAGUAGAUAAAGACUUGUACUCAGGUACUGAAGGUGCACGUCCUGAUACUUUGGAUAAUAAUUUGAAAAAAUCCACAGAAAGAGGUAAAUUAAAAAUGAUAUGGCCCCCUUCAACAGAUGAUGCAGCACAUAAGAAAACAUUUUCUAUUGAAGAAUCAGCUAAAGUAAAUAAGUCAAAGUGGCCCCCAGAAGAUUUUGCUCAAGAAGAUUCUAGUUUACAUAGAAAUAAACCUCUGGGCAACAAAAAGGAAUCUCAGAAAAAUCCCAAUGUGAUGGAGCAAAAUAAAAACAACAACACAAAUUCACAACAAAAUCAACACUCAUCCUUUUGCUCUCUGUCUGAGAAAGAAGGUAAAAAUACCUGUAAACCAAAGAAAAAUGAAGCAGGCAAUAAGGGGAAGGAUGGGGAAGCAGGGAAUGUGCAAGAUAAGGUGAUUAAACUAGAAGCAUCAGAGAGUAGGGAGCAAAGUGGAAAGGAUAUUAAUGAGGGUGAUAAUGUAAUUGUGGAUAGUCCUGGGAAGAAGCAAGAAAAACAAAUAAAUGAAACUGAUAAUUCAGAAGUUGUACAAGUCACUAACAUUGAUGAUGUAACAGUACAAAAGAAUUACAAAGAAUGCAGCUUGAAUAGCAAUAACAAUAAUAAUUAUGCCACUUUUUCUCAUCAAAACAUUUCUACACAAAAAACAACUCUCUCAGCUAUGUCUACCCCAAAGCCAGCAUUAAACUAUGCUAUUUGCACUGAAUCACAGCAUGCCUUUGCAAAACUGGACAGUCAGUCUGGAAAUGAAGACAUAUACGCGAUGUAUGAACCUCAUGAGAGCUGUUCUAGUAAUACUGUACUUGCACAGGAUGAACCGCACUCAAAAGAUGAAGAUGCUGUUACUUCUAAGAGUCUUGCUCAAUUUAAUAAUGAUGCCACUUGUCAGAAGUCUCAUACUAGCAGCAUGUUAGUUUUGAAGACGGCAACUAACACAUUCUCUGUUGAUACUGAGUUGUUAUGCACUGGAGAAGAAUCAGAAUAUGACAAAAAUGAUAAAAAGCUAAAUACUAUUUUAUCUGACACUCUGAAGAAAUCUUUUCUUAAAAAAAACAACCUGGUUUUAAACUGUGGUCUAAUAGACUCUACAGAUGUAAGUAAAAAAUCCUGCAGUCCAUAUUUGAAAGAACAUGGAAAUUAUGGUAGAGAACUGAAUUAUAUUAACGCUUGUCAAGAAAGUGAAAUAAUCCAAUUGGCAAAGACUGACAUAAAUACAAGCUUAGAUUUACUGAGCUCAAGACAUACUGCUGUUUCAUCAUUCCAAGGCAAGAAAGUCACGUUCAAAUGGCUCACUGCAGAUGAACAAAUUAAAAAAAGUAGAUUUUAUGAUGAAAAUUAAUAAAACAUCCAAGUUGUCGGCUAUGUCUGUCACUCAUUACAAAGUAUUUCUUCAGUCUACUUAUUUUAGUCUCUCAUGGAGAAUUUAAUAUCCAGAGAUGACAUAAAAAAAUACAAUUAUACUGUCAAUUACCCAGACUUUAUCCAGUUAGUUUAAGGCAUUUAAGGCAAUGAAGAUGUAGAUUUUUUUCCAUCUGUAAUUAUAAAACACACUUUGUUUUUCUAUAUUUCUGAACAUUGCAAGGAAUAUUUUACUACGCUAUCCUGGAGAAACAUAAUCCAUUUCAAUAUUUAUUAUUUGUAACAACUUCAGAUGUGAAGCGCCUGGUGUGCACAAUGGAAGAAAAAAUACUUCCAUUGUUUUUUCUAAUGUAUUAUUACUGUAACUGAGCUGUUGCUCCAUGACAUAUUAUGUACAUUGGUUGUGUUAGCUCAUGCUAGAAAAUCUGGGGUUUGGUUGAGAUUUGGGGGGGGUUAAUCUUUUUCUUUUCUGUUUUUGCAAUAUCAUGUAAUACUUAGUUUGAAAUGGAUCAUUACUGAAUAGUAACCACAGCUGGUUGGUGAAUAGCACUGUUUUGCUAUAUUCUGAGAGCUGCUACUAAGUUAUGUUGAGUAACAGGGGAGAAAAAAAGUGUGUAAACUUUAACAUUGGAUAAAAAAAAACCAGCCUAAAUAGAAAUGAAAGAGUGUUUGGGGACACUGGGCAAUGAAGACUAGUGGUUGUUUCAGUAACUAAUUCAAAGUCAUUUGAGCUGAAGCAGCUCUCCAGUGUCAUAUUUAAACCUGUACAAACUUAUGCAAACUCUAGCACUUUUUUCCUUAAGACCUAUGCUUAUGGAUUAAUGUUUGCUCACCUAACACUAUUCUAUCUUGUAUGAUACAGCAACAUAUCAUUUAACUGUUGACAAUGCAUAAUAAAAAAGCACUUUACAAAAAAAAUAUUUUGUGAUUUUUUUAAUAUGAAUUUAUAAGUACUAUUUUCAUUAAAUAGUUUGUGAAGUUCUUCAUGCAAUGACUAGUUUAAACCAAAGUGUCAGAGAGAAAGGGGAUCAUAAUAAAAAUGCAUUUUUCAGAAUAGUUCCUGAAGGGAAAAAUUGCACUGAUGAGUAGUAGUAAAAUGAAAUUUUUCUACAUCAUUAUUUAGUACAGGAGCCUGUCAGUCUGAGAAAUAUAUUUUCACUGGCUACUAUUGGCUAGUGAAGAUGUUCUACUGCUUUUAGAACACAGCAGGGCUCAUGUAUUCUUCUAUACUGAAAAGCACCAAUUACAGAGAUUAAAGAGCCUGAUUUAAUGGCUGGGCCAGAGCAGCAUUUUAGAGGACUUCUAAAUUUGCAGUCCAUUUGAAACUUCAUUAAUUGCAAUUCAUUAAUUGGCACAAAAGCUUACUUAGAGUUACUUAAAUUGUUUUUAUAGGUGCGGCAUAUCCACUAAUCCCUUUAGAGCCUUUCUAGAGUUAGGGGCAAUC